CAGUGUCCUGUCCCAGCGCCUCGGGCUGGCGUCGCCUACCUGGGGUGGCGCAGACCCUGAGAUGCCCCCGGGGGUUUUGUGUCCCACGGCCACACAGCCUGCGUUUCAGCCAGCCACUGAGCCCCCCGAGAACCGGCCGCCAUGCCCAAGAUAACCCUGAACGGCGUGACCGUGGACUUCCCUUUCCAGCCCUACAAAUGCCAGGAGGCAUACAUGACCAAGGUCCUGGAGUGCCUGCAGAAGAAGGUGAACGGCGUCCUGGAGAGCCCCACGGGCACAGGGAAGACGCUCUGCCUGCUCUGCAGCACGCUGGCCUGGCGGGAGCACCUGCGUGACGCCAUCUCUGCCCGCAAGGUCGCCGAGAGGGCCCCCGGGGAGCUCUUCCCCGACCGCCCCCUGGCGUCCUGGGGGAAUGCCGCCGCAGGGGGCGAUGCCGCAGCUUGCUACGCGGACAUCCCGAAAAUCAUUUACGCCUCCAGGACCCACUCGCAGCUCACGCAGGUCAUCAGCGAGCUUCGGAACACGUCCUACCGGCCCCGGGUGUGCGUGCUGGGCUCCCGGGAGCAGCUGUGCAUCCACCCCGAGGUGAAGAAGCAGGAGAGUAACCACAUGCAGAUCCACCUGUGCCGCAAGAAGGUAGCGAGUCGCUCCUGUCACUUCUACAACAACGUAGAAGAGAAGAGCCUGGCGCAGGACCUGGCCGCCCCCAUCCUGGACAUCGAGGACCUGGUCAGGAGCGGGAACAAGCUCAGGCUCUGCCCGUACUACCUCGCCCGGAGCCUGAAGCAGCAGGCGGACGUCAUCUUCAUGCCGUACAACUACUUGCUGGACGCCAAGAGCCGCCGGGCGCACGGCAUCGACCUGAAGGGCACGGUCGUGAUCUUCGACGAGGCGCACAACGUGGAGAAGAUGUGCGAGGAGUCGGCGUCCUUUGACCUGACCCCCCACGACGUGGCUUCUGGACUGGACGUCUUAGGCCAGGUCUUGGAGGAGCAGACCAAGGCUGCGCAGCAGGGCGUGCCUCACCUGGACUUCAGCCCGGACUCCGGCACAAGUGCGCUGCUUUCUCCGCCAGGGCUGAGCAUGCAGCUGGAGGACAUUGCGAAGCUGAAGAUGAUCCUGCUCCGCCUUGAGGGGGCCAUCGACGCUGUCGAGCUGCCUGGAGGUGACGAAGGCGUCACCAAGCCGGGGAGCUACAUCUUUGAGCUGUUUGCCGAGGCCCAGAUCACGUCUCAGACCAAGGGCUGCAUCUUGGACUCCUUGGACCAGAUCAUCCAGCACCUGGCUGGACGUGCCGGGCCCUUCUCCCACACGGCGGGCCUGCAGAAGCUCGCGGACAUCAUCCAGGUCGUGUUCAGCGCAGACCCGGCCGAGGGGGGCCCUGGCGGCACCGCAGUGCCUGGGGCCUCCCAGUCCUACAAGGUGCACAUCCACCCGGACACCAGCCCCCGGAGGGCGGCCCAGCGGUCAGACGCCUGGAGCUCCACGGCAGGCAGGAGGCAGGGGAAGGUGCUCAGCUACUGGUGCUUCAGCCCCGGGCUCUGCAUGCGCGAGCUGCUGCGCCAGGGCGUGCGCUCGCUCAUCCUCACCAGCGGCACUCUGGCCCCCGUGUCCUCCUUCGCCCUGGAGAUGCAGAUCCCUUUCCCCGUCUGCCUGGAGAACCCGCACGUCAUCGACAAGCACCAGAUCUGGGUGGGGGUCGUCCCCAGAGGCCCCGACGGAGCCCAGCUGAGCUCUGCCUUCGACAAGCGGUUCUCUGACGAGUGCUUGUCCUCCCUGGGGAAGACGCUCGUCAACCUCGCCCGCGUGGUCCCCCACGGGCUGCUCGUCUUCUUCCCCUCCUACCCCGUCCUGGAGAGGAGCCUGGAGUUCUGGCGGGCCCGUGACUUUGCGCGGAAGCUGGAAGCCCUGAAGCCGCUGUUUGUGGAGCCAAGGAGCAAGGGCAGCUUUGCAGAGGUGAUGGGCGCGUACUACGCGAGCGUCGCCUCUCCGGGGUCGCGUGGGGCCGCCUUUCUGGCCGUGUGCCGCGGCAAGGCCAGCGAGGGGCUGGACUUCGCAGACGUGAAUGGCCGAGGGGUGGUGGUCACGGGCCUCCCGUACCCGCCACGCAAGGACCCCCGGGUCAUCCUCAAGAUGCAGUUUCUGGAUGAGAUGAAGGGCCGGAGUGAGGCCUCAGGCCAGUUCCUCUCUGGGCACGACUGGUACCGGCAGCAGGCGUCCCGGGCUGUGAACCAGGCCAUCGGGCGGGUCAUCCGGCAUCGUCAUGACUAUGGGGUCGUCCUCCUCUGCGACCACAGGUUCACCAGCCUGGACUCCAGGGCCCAGCUGCCGUCCUGGGUGCGCCCCCACGUCAAGGUGUACGCCAACUUCGGCCAUGUCGUCCGAGACGUGGCCCAGUUUUUCCGGGUUGUCCAGAAAGCGAUGCCGAUGCCGGCCCCCCUGGCCGCUGCCCCGAGCCCGGGAGAGGGAGAAGGCGCCGUCCUGGGGGCCCUGUCGCUGGGGCCCCUCUCCCCCAAGAAAGCUAGGAGCCUGGACGUGCACGUGCCCAGCCUGAGGCGGGGCCCCGCAGGACUGCCGGACGCGGGGGAUGCGGGGUACGGCCUGUGCACGGAGUACCGGCAGGGGCUGGCUCACACGCCGCCGAGGCGCGCGGGGCUGCUGGCCGCCCUGGACCGGAGCGAGCGGCUGGGCGGAGGGCCCGGGGGCCCGGCGGCGCCUGAAGAGGAGGAGGCGCGAUGCCGCUGCAGCCCGUCACUGCCCGGGGAGAAGAGGCCUGCGGGGGAGCAGAGAGGCGGACGGCGGAAGAUCAGGCUGGUCAGCUGCCAGGAGGAGCCGGCGGCCGGGGCCCGCGUGGACAAGGCCAAGCUGUUCAUGGCAGCUGUGAGGCAGGCGCUGAGCCAGGCCCACUUCGACUCCUUCGCCCGCGCCCUGCAGCAGUACAAGGGCUCGGACGACUUCCAGGCGCUGGCAGACUGCCUCGGCCCCCUCUUUGCGCAGGACCCUGAGAACCACCGCCUGCUCCGAGGCUUCUGCCAGUUCGUGCGGCCUCACCACAAGCAGCCAUUUGAAGAGCUCUGCCUCCGGCUCACAGGCCAGGGCUGCGGCCGCCCGCCCGAGCACCGCCGCCCCUGCGGGCCAGGGACGCCGCCGGCCCAGGCCCCUGGGGGAAGGAGGGAGCCUGUCCUCAAGAUGACCCUGUCCCAGGGUGCGGCCAGGCAGCUGGACCCCGGGGAGCACCUGAACCAGGGCUCGCCUCACCUGGCCUCCAGGCCACUGACCGAAGGAGGCGCCGGCAGCCACCCGCAGGAGGGUCAGGGGGCCCCCAGCGCCAAGAAGCAGGGUCAGCCGGCCGUGAGCGCCUACUUGGCCGACGCCCGCAGGGCCCUGGGGGCUGCAGGCUGCAGCCAGCUCCUGGCCGCGCUGACCACCUACAAGCAGGACGACAACUACGAGAAGGCAGUGGCGGUGGUGGCAGCACUGACCACCUCGCGGCCUGAGGACCUGCCCCUGCUGCACAGGUUCGGCAUGUUCGUGCGCCCCCACCACAAGCGGCGCUUCCGGCAGACCUGCGCCGACCUGACCGGCCAGCCCGUCCCCGACAGGGGACCCCAGCAGGGGGCCUCCCCAGGGCUGCCCACCCCCGGGACUCCCGAGCCAGGCCCCUCCACGCCAGGGAGACCCGGCAAGACCUCCUUCCUCCGAGCACCGACGGCCAGCGGGGCGGAGGGUCCCAGCCGGCCCCCGAGUGUGCCCCACGGACGGGCGCAGUCCAAGUGCAGUAGGUCCCGGCGGGGGCUGCUGGGCAUGGGCCUGGGGGCCCUGGCAGAAAGGCCGCUGAGAGGACAGGCCGUGCCGGCCCUGCAGGCCCACCACCAGGAAGCAGGGCGUCGAGCUGGUCGUCUGGAGGCCCUGGGCACGGCAGGGCUUCGUCAGCUGCCGCCACCCCGCACUUGGACACAGAGUGGACACGGGCCUGUCGGCAGGCUGGGCAGGAAGAUGCUGGCGCCAGAGGGAAAGGAGCCGGCCGCCGCCUCCACCCUGCCCCCAGGCCCGGUCACUGGGUCACUGGCAGUCCGGGCAUGGGGAGGGCCCUCAGGAGAGCCCGGCAUCCGGAGGGCUGGGCCCAGCCGGUGA
Messenger RNA from Pteronotus mesoamericanus, 4134 nucleotides. RefSeq names its product regulator of telomere elongation helicase 1 (gene RTEL1). Gene Ontology annotation, biological process: DNA recombination; negative regulation of t-circle formation; DNA repair. Gene Ontology annotation, molecular function: DNA helicase activity; DNA binding; hydrolase activity, acting on acid anhydrides, in phosphorus-containing anhydrides. The transcript has 35 exons. NCBI's taxonomy places the organism in Eukaryota, Metazoa, Chordata, Mammalia, Chiroptera, Mormoopidae. The record is from RefSeq and is a predicted model, not a curated record. Gene Ontology annotation, cellular component: nucleus. The coding region runs from base 142 to 4134 and encodes 1330 amino acids.